Fundulus heteroclitus (mummichog) is the source of this 1092-nucleotide messenger RNA. RefSeq names its product chemokine XC receptor 1-like. Gene Ontology annotation, biological process: G protein-coupled receptor signaling pathway; chemotaxis; immune response. Gene Ontology annotation, molecular function: chemokine receptor activity. The transcript is spliced from 2 exons. Gene Ontology annotation, cellular component: membrane. The record is from RefSeq and is a predicted model, not a curated record. NCBI's taxonomy places the organism in Eukaryota, Metazoa, Chordata, Actinopteri, Cyprinodontiformes, Fundulidae. The coding region runs from base 79 to 1092 and encodes 337 amino acids.
UCAAAAUAUGUUACUGUUGCUGAGGGCGGCUUCAGCAUCUCUCUUACGCUUCCAUAAAUAAGGUUUAACUUCACCACCAUGGAUUAUACUUUCAACUUCACCGAAGACGAUUACUCAACCGACUAUGAUGAUGAAGUCUGUGAAAAAGCUGAAGUGGUCAAAUUUGGAUCCAUCAUCGUUCCAGUUUUCUUCACUAUUGUCAUCACUCUGAGUCUGACAGGAAACAUCCUCGUCCUUGUGAUCCUGGCUUUGUAUGAAAACCUUAAAUCUCUGACCAACAUCUUCAUUGUCAACCUGGCAAUCUCUGACCUUGUCUUCACUGCUGGUCUCCCCUUCUGGGCCAUCUACCAUGUUUGGGGUUGGGUGUUUUCAGAGUUGGUCUGCAAGAUUGUGACUUUUAUCUUUUUUACGGGGUUCUACAGCAGUGUCCUCUUCCUGACAAUCAUGACCAUCUACAGGUAUUUGGUUGUGGUCCACCCUCUCUCUUACAUGAGUUCUCUGAAACCGUGGACAGGAUUUUUUCUUUCUGUUGUCACGUGGAUAAUCAGUAUUGGAGCAGCCAUGCCAUCCUUGCUACAAACCUCCCUUGUCUCAGUCCACCACAAGGAUACACACUCCUUGGGAUGUGAACUCAACAUGCCCGGGCAAGUCAUUGGUAUUUACCAGCAGAAUGUUUUCUUCUUGAUUGCGUUUAGCAUUAUGGCUUUCUGCUACAUUCAGAUCUUAAGAAGGAUCAUUAGAACAAGGUCCCGCACAAAGAACAAAGCAGUGAAGUUAGUUUUCUGCAUUGUGGCCGUCUUUUUUGUAGGCUGGGUGCCCUACAACGUUGUAAUCUUUUUGAAAUUUUUAGUUCUUAAAGUUCAAACCUUUGAUGGCUGUGCAGCGAGCAUCAGGCUUGACUAUGCCUUUUUUGUGUGUCGGAUCAUUGCUUUCUCUCACUGCUGCUUGAACCCUGUCUUCUAUGCAUUUGUUGGAGUGAAGUUCAGGAACCAUUUGAAGUCACUGUUGCAUCGAAUGUUCAGGCAUCCAAUUCCAGUGGACACUGAAGUAGUCAGAAUGCAGAAUCUCAUGUCACGUGGAUCAUUGUACUAG